GAUCAUCAGGCUGGAUCCCCAGGCGAGGCGACAGGUCUCGGGCCCCCAGGCGGAGCGACGGGUCUUAGGGCCCCCAGGCGGAGCGGCGGGCGCCGGACCCCCAGGCGGAGCGACGGGUCUCGGGCCCCCAGGCGGGGCGGCGGCGGGCGCCGGACCCCCAGGCGGAGCGACGGGUCCCUGGCCCCAGGCGGGGCGGUGGCGCCGGACCCCCAGGCGGAGCGGCGAGCGCCGGACCCCCAGGCGGAGCGACGGGUCUCGGGCCCCCAGGCGGAGCAGCGAGCGCCGGACCCCCAGGCGGAGCGACGGGUCUCGGGCCCCCAG
Staurois parvus is the source of this 321-nucleotide messenger RNA. The record is from the annotation of a GenBank genome assembly. Lineage: Eukaryota; Metazoa; Chordata; Amphibia; Anura; Ranidae.